UUUUUUCUGUUAUUUAUUUAAUAUGAAUACCUGCUUAAUUAUGUAUUUGAUGUUCAAGUGCUGAUUUGCCAACCGGAAGAUGACUCAAUGGCUGGCGGCUGCCAUUUUCGAAUGUAGUGCGUCUUUACCGUGUUAAAUUUUGUCAGACGUCAGUAGUAUCACACUAUUACUAUUCGUACUUUUUAGUUAAGAUAUAUAUUAACGGCAUUAACGGUUAAUGCUUGAAUUUUAUGAACUAUUAAGUCUUAUAUUCUAUCAAUUAUGGAUACACAAUCAUCCCUAGGACUUAUUAAACGGACAAAAAAACGUAGGUCGACUUACCAACAAGCCAUGAAAUUCUCUAAACGUGGAAAGUUUGGACACGGUUUCCAAGUCCAAGACGAAGACUUUCAAUAUUUCCUAAAUAUUCUCAAAGUAACUAACGAAACAUUCGGAAACGACGAAGAUAAACGUAUUUUUGCAGAUAAUGUAUUCAAACAAUUGAAUGGCAAUGAAGUAAAUUAUUGUUGUAAUCAAGUAGUAUCUCGUGUAGUAGACGACCUACUACCUGCAGCUAGUGAUGAGACAGUGUUAAAUUUGAUAAAACAUUUUGAAGUUGAUUUGCGGCCUAUUUGCUCUGAUCAAUUUGCUAGCCAUGUUCUCCAGCAACUAUUACAUGUUUCAAUUUAUAGAGCAUAUAAAGUUACCGAGGACAUAUCUGAAACUACUAAAGAAAAUUAUUUUAAUUUUAUUAAUAAGCUGUGCAAAUUUAUAAUUAACAAUUUAGAGGAAUUUGUAUGGGAUAAAUAUGCUAAUCAUGUAGUACGCAGUUGUAUUGCUUGUUUAUGUGGUAAACCAUAUUUGUGUUCAAAAACUCCACAGCAAAAUGGCGAAGAUAUAGAUACAAAUAAAGAUCAUAAGAAUUUAUUAAAAAAAUAUUUUGAUUAUAUAAUAAAUAUUCAACAGUUCUCAGAAAUGCUUACGACUGAUAAAACUUCAGGAUUGUUACAAGUAUUACUUAAAUCAAUUUCACCUAUAUCUAAAAAAAGAUAUAAAGCCUUAGUGGAAAAAAUAAUGAGUGAAUGUUUUCCAAAUGAUGAAAGUUGCUCUUUUGAUAAUGUUUCUCAGGUUCUUGAAAACAGUUCAUUUUCUAGAAUUCUUGAUGUUAUUAUUACUGAAUCGUCAGAUGAAUUGAAUACUUUAUUAUAUGAUAAAUAUUUCCAUGAUAAAUUUGGAAAUUUAGCUGUUCAUCAUAAUGGGAAUUUCACUUUACAAAAAAUUUUAUCUACUACUGUAGAUGUGACUAAAUUUGAAACAAUUUUUGAUCAAAUAAAGGAAAAUAUGUCACAAAUUAUUAACCUUAGUUAUACUGGAGUGUUAUUAGAAUUGUCUAAAGCUUGUUUACGUUUGAAAAGUAAACAAGCUUUAUUCUUUAAAACAUUAUGCGAGUCAUUAAAAUGUAAAGAAGAAACUGAAGAUGGCAUUACUGUAUUAAUACUUCUUGGGUUGAAAGUUGUUGACAAUAUUAAUGAUUUGAGUAAAGAACUAUUGAUUAAUACCCAUGGAUCUAUGAUAGUACAAAAUAUAUUGAAGUUUAAUAAACCAAUCAAGAUGGUAAAUAAUUUAAAUAACUUAAACACUGAACGUCUUGUUGAUUUGCUUUGCAAUGUAAAAGGCAGCUAUAUUGCAGAUGCAUAUUUUGAAAGUGCAUUUAUUGGGGAAAGAAGUCGCGAAAAAUUGAUAUGGAAAUUGAAAGACUAUUAUUCAACAUUGGCAGAAUCAAAGAGUGGUUCACGCGCUUUUGAUUGCAUUUGGAAAAUAGCUGAUUCAAAACAGCAUAUUAUGAUAAUGACCGAGCUUUUAAAACACGAACCUCGACUUCGUGGCACAACAUUUGGUUAUAUUAUUGCAUCCAAAUUAGAUUUGGGUAUGUUCAGGCAUAAUAAAGAUGAGUGGAUAAAAGCUGAUCAAGAAAAACUAAAGACUGUAAAAGUUUUUGAAAUCAAUAAAAAUAUUUCUUGAAUUGUUUGUACAA
Melanaphis sacchari is the source of this 2014-nucleotide messenger RNA. RefSeq names its product nucleolar protein 9. The transcript has 11 exons. Gene Ontology annotation, molecular function: RNA binding. Lineage: Eukaryota; Metazoa; Arthropoda; Insecta; Hemiptera; Aphididae. Gene Ontology annotation, biological process: endonucleolytic cleavage in 5'-ETS of tricistronic rRNA transcript (SSU-rRNA, 5.8S rRNA, LSU-rRNA); endonucleolytic cleavage to generate mature 5'-end of SSU-rRNA from (SSU-rRNA, 5.8S rRNA, LSU-rRNA); ribosomal small subunit export from nucleus. The record is from RefSeq and is a predicted model, not a curated record. Bases 262 to 2001 code for a protein of 579 amino acids. Gene Ontology annotation, cellular component: preribosome, small subunit precursor; nucleolus; 90S preribosome.